Messenger RNA from Aspergillus chevalieri, 2682 nucleotides. RefSeq lists its product as uncharacterized. The transcript is spliced from 4 exons. Lineage: Eukaryota; Fungi; Ascomycota; Eurotiomycetes; Eurotiales; Aspergillaceae. Bases 1 to 2682 code for a protein of 893 amino acids. The record is from RefSeq and is a predicted model, not a curated record.
AUGGGCGAGCCACUUUCACCGUCAGAUUCUGUAAAGCGGCGUUGGAACUGGCCGUUUGACAAGGCCAAGCAUGGUCACUUACUGCAUCGUUCAAAAGACAGAAUGGAUAUUCAGGAAUAUGAAUUGGGCCGAACGUGUCGAUCCUCGGAUUCCAACAAAUCUAGCACGUCCCUGACAUCUAAGUUCGUCUCCUUCUUGCCUCGCGGAUUUGCCAACAGGAUAGACCGGAGGGUCAAACAAGAAAGGAGCCAGCAACGGGAAUGGGCCGUAGGCGUCCUCAUUAGCGCUUACUCUGCUUGCGCUGUUCUAUUCCUGAACAUUGUUCUCACCAUCAUCGCUGUUUCCAUGUCUUAUCCGAAGUUCGGGGUUCAGGACUUUAGCUCUUCCAUACUCUAUCAGGGAAAGUGCUCUACUUCAGGAAACUGGGCGCGCGGCUUGCAUUUACUUAGUAAUGUCCUUGGUACAAUCAUGCUAGUAGCGAGUAAUUACUGUAUGCAAUGUCUAUGCUCGCCAUCUCGUCAGGACAUUGAAGUUGCUCAUGCUCAGCGAAAAUGGCUUAACAUUGGUGCGUCUAGCAUAAGAAAUUUCCGUUACAUUGACCGGAGAAGGGUUGUGCUAUGGAUGGUGCUAUUGUUAUCUUCCCUCCCGGUUCAUUUAUUGUACAAUUCUACUGUUUUUUCCGCACUGGGUACACGCGAAUAUGGCGUCCUCCUUGCAUCCGCGAACUUUGACUUCAACAACCCACCAAACCAUGGCUCUGAUGCAGGUUGCUUUGAACAGAACAUUUCGAUGAACAUGUCCACUUUCUAUUCUGAAGUGCCAAAAUUCGAAAGACUCGACACACAGAAAUGCAUUAAUACUUAUGCUGCCGACUACAUUGCAGAUCGAGGGACUCUUAUUCUUGUUACUAAUAAUGUGACUGCGGAUAAUGGGUCGUUGCGCUGGGUUAGCAUGGGGAAUUCGCCCCAACAAUACUCGUCGUAUUCCUUUCUGUGGAUGUGCCAGAGCGAGCCAAACUAUCCUCAAUUCAUUCACGAUGAUACACCAGGUGAAAGAAACUGUGAAAAAUUUCCAUGCCAGAAAGAGUGUAAAAGGGGUGAUUGCGAAACGGUUUGUCUUGGUGAUUGGUCCGUAUCCUCGAUGCCAUGGUCAGAUCCGCUAUUGUCCAGCAAUAUGAGCUACUCAACAAACAGUUCUUGGGCAAAAGAUUCUGCGACUCAAAAUGCAGGAGCUACAUGUGCGUUGGAUUCCGUUAGGGCUGACUCAUUCCCCGCGCUCUCGGUCGACUAUUGCUUAAGCCAGAAAGUUGAAGAAGAAUGUCAGCUGCUAUUCAGUCUUCCGAUAUGCAUAAUCGUUAUUUUAUGCAAUAUCGUGAAGAUUGUCUGCAUGUUCAUGACAGCUCAUGAUCCUAGAAAGGAGAUUUUUCUCACAGUUGGGGACGCCAUAUCAUCCUUCCUCAGCAGACCUGACAUGACCACUGAGGGCAACUGUUUGUUGUCAAAAAACCUUGUUUCAAUGGGUCGGAGUUCGUGGGAACGAUCAUCCAAGCCUGCAAAACUCCAGCCCCGUAGAAAGCGAUGGAGAGACGCUGUGGGCGGCCCAUUUUUCGCAGUGACAAUUGUCUUCUGUCUUCUUCUUCUCUUGAUGUCGAGCGUUCUCUUCUACUUGGGCGUCAUGACAUUAAGAGCGAAAGGCCAGUCAAUCAAGCCUACCGAGCUCUGGAAGCUAGGCUUUGGCACGAUCACGUCAACUGCGAUAAUCAGGUUUUGCGACAAUCCUAGCAACUGCUCUGGGACUAUACCCAUGGCGCUCCUUGCAAACAUUCCGCAGAUCAUAAUAUCGGUUGCGUAUUUCCUCUACAACAAUAUGUUAACCACCAUGCUUCUUGCCGCCGAGUACAAUGACUAUGCCAUAGAACGCAAGCCACUUCGUGUCUCCUGGGCAAAAGGACUCCAGCGCUCAACAUACUAUCUCAGUCUCCCAUACCGAUACAGUAUCCCACUGAUGAUCUGCAACACAAUACUCCAUUGGCUUGUGUCCCAGAGCUUCUUUUUCGUGGAAGUUGUGUUAUAUGACAUGGCCGGGAAGCUUACCGCAGAACGUCUGAUUGCAUGUGGUUAUUCACCAAUAGCACUUAUGGUCGCCAUACUUCUUGGGUUCGUGAUGGUAUGCAUAAUCCUAGGGAUGGGGUUUAGGCGCUUCAGGACCAAUAUGCCUCUUGCUGUCAGUUGCAGCGCGGCUAUUAGCGCUGCGUGUCAUCCUCCGCCUGGUGACAACGACCAUGCACUCAAGCCCGUCAUGUGGGGUGAAACCUCAGCGCCGCAGGUCGACAGCAGUAGUAACGGAGAAAUUGCGACUCGGUCUGUAUCUCAACCAGAUACAAGACAAUACAGCUCCGUCAAAAAGCCUUUGCAUCGAGCAAAUGAGAGCCAAACUGAAUUACUGGGCAAGGGCAAUGGCUUUGAAGAUGAUGGAGAAGCUAUAGCUCCUGUUGUAUCCAGUCCAUAUACAGGGAGCUGCUUUUCCGAUGAGGGCAACCCGUGCGCCGAUCAAGCUAAGAGUCAUGUUAACCUGCUCGGUGAGAGCCUAGGCGUUGGUGGACGACGUUUCUCGGAGUACGGCCAUUGCAGCUUUUCGUCCUUGGAAGUUUCUACCCCAAGUACUGAGCGGUUAUACCUUUGA